Penaeus vannamei (Pacific white shrimp) is the source of this 4526-nucleotide messenger RNA. Its product is annotated as vascular endothelial growth factor receptor 1. Gene Ontology annotation, biological process: positive regulation of kinase activity; cell surface receptor protein tyrosine kinase signaling pathway; protein phosphorylation. Gene Ontology annotation, cellular component: plasma membrane; signaling receptor complex. Gene Ontology annotation, molecular function: ATP binding; transmembrane receptor protein tyrosine kinase activity. The record is from RefSeq and is a predicted model, not a curated record. NCBI's taxonomy places the organism in Eukaryota, Metazoa, Arthropoda, Malacostraca, Decapoda, Penaeidae.
UCUUUGUUAUGCAGCCAUAUUUGGUCUAGCCUUUUAUUAUGAUUUGUUCAAGUUUAUCAGUCUCCUUACCUCAUUAGUUUAUCUGUAAUUAUUGUUUAAUCACUAAUGUCACAAUGUCAUUUUCUUUAUAAUUGCACUUCUCAUUAAGACUUUAAAAAUAUGUGGCAUCCGUGAUACUUUUAUGGACAUCCUGCCGGUCCCGAGGCCUCAGCGCGGCUGUGGCGGCGGCCGAGACUGGGAGCCAGCGCCGUGUCUGACAGACCUCCGACGACAUCGAGAAAAAAGAAAGAAUAGCAAAAUACCAUGGGGCAGAGGACGCGUAUCAAGAAGGCCUUUUCCCUUCACUUCGUGCCUGCCCUUCUUCUGCUGCUCUUCCUUUGCACAGGACUCUGCGCCGGCCCCGGCCCGUGCCCAGACGUGUCCUCCUCCGAGCGCGCGCGCCUCAACACCUGCCGAGUCAUCUCGUGGGGGCGCGUGUUCGAGCAGGACGCUAGGCCGGAGGGCUGCGCCCGCGGCUUUCGGGUCCUUCUCACGAGACAUUUCAAGGCCGAACCGCCCGACCCCGUGCUGCAGGUCCUUCAACCCCCCGGCUGCAGCGGCGAACGGGAAGGCGGCCCCGGGGAGGGCUGGGAUCGGCCCCACGAGUCGGUUCUUGCCCUCGAGGCGAACCAGGAAUAUCGGUUCUACCUGAACGGGACAGACCAACGGCUACGCCUCGUGGCGGCUCUCAGAGGCCGCUGCGCUCACCCCCCGGAGCGGAAGAUAGCCAAACGCUGGCUCUCCCACCAGAUGGAUCUAGAAAUUCAAGGAGCUUGGCAGAGGAACGCAUCGGGGAUAUUUGUUGACAUAGAAAACGGGAAUCCCUUCUCCCUCGAGUGCAGGGUAACUAUUUCUGAUCAUGAUUCGAUCCCUCAGCUAGAGUGGGAGCUUCCGGUCUUGGCCAAUAAGACUGGAAAUGUGAGGUUACAACGUAGAGAUGGAAGUUAUAAGCUCAGAAGCAUCGUUAAUGUGACAGAAGCGCAUGACACUGACACCGGCUUGUACCGUUGUCUCCUCGAAAUUGAUGGCGGAGCGGUCGAGCCGGAAGAAGUUCACGUCAACGUUAUUGCAAAGAACACGACGUACGUGUAUUUGAAAACAGAUUCUCCAAACAUACACAGGGACAGCAGCGAAGAGGUCGACAGCGUGGUGUGGCCCCUUCACAUAAGAGCAUACCCCAAGCCGGAAUUCAUCUGGAGGAAAGGAGACAAGGUCUUACUGGACUCCGCCACGCCGUCGGGAGGGGGAGGUCGCUACUCCUUGGACGUCGCGGGUUUCGCCGAAGGGGAAGUCCUCGCCAGCAUUUCCUCUCCCGCGCUCGCCGACGUCGGGGACCACACGGUCGAGGCCGCCGUCGGAGGAGGGGGCGUGGCCGAUAGCGUGACACUCGCUUUCACGAUGGAAGUCCGGGCGAGAGUUGACUCCUUCCGGCUGACUCCUUCGCGGCGGAUGUGGCGAAGGAACGACACUUUCCAGGUCACUUGCGCGGCCGAAGGAUAUCCCAGGCCGUCGGUCGAACUCUGGGCCCGGGAGUGCAGCCGCAAGGACUACUGUUUGCCUGAGAAAUCUGUGGCGGAUCUUUGGGGUGCCACCUCGACCCGCCUCGCCCUCCAGCUGGGCAUGACGGCGGUGCCACGGGAGUUCGAGCUCGUGAGGACGCAGAGGGCGUGGGAGGGCGUGGCCAUGGAUCCGGCCGUCUUCGUCUGCGUGGCGAGCAACAGUCUCGGGUCCAACGCGAGCGAGCCCAUCGAAUUACUUGUGACCGAUACCGAAUGGAACACGACCUUGUACCUGGAUGUCGCCUUGGACGGAGUCUCUCAAGACGGCCACAAUUUGACCUUUGUGGAGGGCGACAACCUGACCUUCACCUGCUACGGGAACAAGAUGCUCACCAGCCAAGACUUGCGCUGGAAGCUCGACGGAGAGCGGCUGACAGUUGCACAGAAUGAGACGGAUCUCUCUUACGUCAUCGCGUUGGCCAUGUCCGACGUGCAGCUCAGGGAGAGCAGGACGGACCUGAUCUGCUACGACGAGGCGAACCCCGAAGUGGCUAUGAGGAGAGUGUUCCAUGUACAAGGUAGAAGACGAGCAAUGCAGAAGCCCGCGUGGGAGGCAGGUCUCGCGCCCCCCAAGGACACCACAGGGCGCCACCUGGGGGACCACCUCACCCUCCGCUGCCUGGCUUCUGGGAUCCCCCCGCCCGUGGUCGUCUGGUACAAGGACGAAAAGGAGAUCAAGGAGAACCAGAAGAACAUGGUGAUCACAGACCAAGGACUCAACUUCCCAUAUUUACUAACUGGCAACACAGGCGAAUAUAAAUGCGUGGCGAAGAAUCGCGCUGGCAGCAUCGAGGCCAGGACGUUCGUGCAAGUGACAGACCCCAACACGCCCUUGAGCCAUAAGACGAUGGUUAUCAUUGUGUCAGUGUCCGGUUGUGCGUUGCUCUUCGUAGUCGUGUUCGUCUGUGUAAAGAUUUAUAACCGUAAGUCUCAGUCUCCUUCAAAGCCAACUCGUGAUCAGCCACACGUCAGCCCCUUCGAACAGCCGGUCGCUGGCGAGGGAUUCAACUCCCAUUCUCCUCGCCAGAGACGCUUGUAUGCUCUGCGCCUGGAGGAUCACAGGAUAUUCGUUCGAGGGUCUCCCGAGAGGCUCAACCCACAGCUCGGCCUCGACCAGCAGGUAGACCUCCUGCCUUAUGAUACCAAGUUUGAAGUACCGAGGAAUUCCAUCAUUUUUGGACAGCUUCUGGGAUCGGGUGCUUUCGGCCAGGUGUACCGCGCCACCGCCCUCGACCUCCGGCCGGGGAAGCCGCGCACCACGGUGGCCGUCAAGAUGGCGAGGUCUCACGCCGACAGCGCCCAGCUGAAGGCACUGCGCUCGGAGCUCAAGAUCAUGGUGCACAUCGGCCGCCACAUGAACAUCGUCAACCUGCUGGGCGCCUGCUCGAGGGACUUCGCGGCGAAAGGCGAACUACUGCUCGUAGUCGAAUAUUGCAAGCAUGGAAACAUCCUUGACUACAUGAGGCGGCGCCGCAAGGAAUUCGUGGACCAGAUGAGCGAAAAUGCUGGUUUGGGUUCAGGGGUAAGGACAUCGAGCGCCCUCAAGAACGCCCACCUCCACUUCGGGCCGGAAGCCGUGUACUACAACAGCAGCCGCAGUUCCAACGGCAGUCACUGCGGAGAGGCGCCUUGGUCGAGCGGCGAGCGCGGGCGCCCCUCGGCGGGUUUGCGAAUGAGCUCGGCCUCCUCCAACUACCGGCACCUGGCGUCAGACAUGAGCACCGUUACCUGCGAAAGUAGCCUUGGAUUUUCGGAAGACCUUUUGCCGUGUGGUCGCCCAGGAACUUCCGAGACGAGCUUCUGUUCCCGAAGUCUGCUGCUGUGGGCCUUCCAGAUCGCCAAAGGGAUGGAGUACCUCGCUUUCAAGAAGGUUCUUCAUGGAGAUUUGGCUGCAAGGAAUAUUCUUCUGACAGAAGAUAAUGUUAUCAAGAUCAGUGACUUUGGAUUAGCGAAAGACAUCUACAGAAAAGAGAACUAUCAUAAGAAGAGUAAAGGCCCGAUGCCGGUGAAGUGGGUGGCGCUAGAAUGCCUGCGAGACGGCAUUUUCUCCACACAGAGUGACGUCUGGUCCUUCGGAGUCGUCCUCUGGGAGAUAUUCAGCCUGGGACGGAACCCUUACUCUGGCGUCGACUUCGAUGAGAAGUUCAUCGCCAAACUUGAGGGAGGAGUCCGGCUGGAGCAACCCAAAUAUGCUACUUUUGACAUGUACUGCACCAUGCGAGACUGCUGGGCGAAAGACCCCCUUGACAGGCCCUCCUUCUCGGAUCUGGAGACCAGAUUAGGCGCCAUGAUUGGGGAGGCAAAUAGACGGCACGUCCUUGAGCUCAACCAGCCAUACCAGAGUGAAGACUCCGACAGCGUUUUCAUAACUCGCCUGCAAAGUCCUGAUUACUCUGUCAAAGUCCACGAGGGAAGGAUACCUGGCAGUGACCACAGCACUGAGGCUGCUGCUCCGCCCUUCGUCUUUUCACCUGCCAGCACAAGUCCUCAGAGUCCAAGAGGUGCUUGUGAUUCUGACGGAAACUACUUGUCCAUGCAAAGCUCCACUUCGGAUCACUAGGCGCUUCGAGGCUGAGACUGCCGGUUGUGGCCUCGCGUGGGGACGACGCCUGCGAACUAGUGGAAGGGCCACAUCUUCCCAUGGACUCGCAAAAUUCUUCGUCCUGCCAUUGCCCUCGUGUCAGCCGCCGGGCAAGGUUCGGAACCGGAGGAAAGGAACCUCUGAGACGUCUCAGCCAGGCAAAAUAACCCAGGUCACUGCCAGAACCCUUUCCUGGAGUCAAGGGAGAGGGACAGCCUCGCUACGAAAGGGCCUUCAGCCACGAAACAGGAGGCGGAGCCUGAGGACCACACGGGCGGAGAGGCACUUGAACAAUGGCAGAGUGUAUAUACAUAUAUAUGCAUAUGUGUCUGUGUGUGUUCAUGUAU